Nymphaea colorata (pocket water lily) is the source of this 920-nucleotide messenger RNA. Its product is annotated as auxin-responsive protein IAA31. Lineage: Eukaryota; Viridiplantae; Streptophyta; Magnoliopsida; Nymphaeales; Nymphaeaceae. Gene Ontology annotation, cellular component: nucleus. Gene Ontology annotation, biological process: regulation of DNA-templated transcription. The transcript is spliced from 4 exons. Gene Ontology annotation, molecular function: protein binding. Bases 50 to 574 code for a protein of 174 amino acids. The record is from RefSeq and is a predicted model, not a curated record.
CCUCCUCCAGUCCGCCUCUCCACCGAUCUUCUUCCUCUCAGCGCCGCCGAUGGAUGCCGACGCUUGCGACUCCUCUUGCUCAAGCAGCAGCUACGCCUCCCACUCCUCUUCGGCGUCCUCCCUCGCUCACCACCACGGCGAUCUGAGCACAGAGCUGAGCUUAGGUCUCAGCGUCUCGACCUCUAAAUCGCAGCUUUCGUCCGCAGCAAGGGACCAACUCUCCGGUUGGCCGCCGAUCAGAUCCCACCUUCGCAGCCAGAUUACGGCGCGGCGCCGGAAUCCGGCCACUUUCUUCGUCAAGGUCUACAAGGAGGGAGUCCCAAUCGGCCGUAAACUCGACUUGCUCACGUUUGACGAUUACGGUGGACUGAUAAGAGCCCUCGGAGAUAUGUUCAAGACUAGCAUUUUCGAUCAUGAUAUCUCAGGCGAAUGUUCAAAAGGGAUGUAUGUAUUAACCUAUGAAGAUAAAGAAGGAGAUUGGAUGAUGGUGGGAGAUGUCCCUUGGGAGAUUUUUCUUACUACUGUAAAGAGGUUGAAGAUCACAAGGGCAGCCGUGAAUAUUUAUAAAUAUUAAUCUCUCUCUCUUCCUUCCACACAUUCUCUCUCUCCACAGUUUUGUUCGGUAGGCAGCCAAAAGAAGAGAAGCUUAGACGUAAAUAUCAAGAUAAAGUUUCAUGUACAGCUUUAAUUAGUACAAAGGAAUAUGAAAUUUGAAUAAUGUUAUACUUUGAUAUUUUUAAAUAACUCAAAAGUGUUGUUGUUGGGAUGUGACAUGCCUCGUGUCUUGCUUCCGAUGCAACUUUGUCACCACCACCAUCUUCUUCCCUGCAUCGAAUGACGUGCAUCUGAAGGCAGGAGUGCUUUGCUGUAUACCCAAAUCUGGAAUGGGCGGCAAAGCAUGUCUUUCUUUGAUGUGUUUG